Molecule: messenger RNA, 307 nt
Organism: Amoebophrya sp. A25
Lineage: Eukaryota; Dinophyceae; Syndiniales; Amoebophryaceae
Source: the annotation of a GenBank genome assembly
GCGUGUGUCAGUGCGCAGUGACAUUUGGAAAAAAUACUUCUCGAUAUUCCGGGAUUUUGUCGAAGAGGAAGAGGAGAUAGCCAAUAUAUGGCAGCCUGAGGAUCCUACGAUUCUGCACCUUCUAGAUGAAGCUGACGAGAAACCACUCCAGACCAAGACCACAGGUGCUAAAUAUUCAGCGUCACACGCAACUGAUGCGAAUACUGCCCCAGGAGCAACUCAAGAUCAUAAAAACGCGAACACCGAUGAAGAUUUGGACGUUUCCCAGAUCAAGGUUGUGGUCCGUGAUGCCGAUGUAAGUAAAGAC